Messenger RNA from Mya arenaria, 1256 nucleotides. Its product is annotated as alpha-tocopherol transfer protein-like. The coding region runs from base 141 to 1106 and encodes 321 amino acids. The record is from RefSeq and is a predicted model, not a curated record. The transcript is spliced from 8 exons. Gene Ontology annotation, cellular component: membrane. NCBI's taxonomy places the organism in Eukaryota, Metazoa, Mollusca, Bivalvia, Myida, Myidae. Gene Ontology annotation, molecular function: phosphatidylinositol bisphosphate binding.
UGAACAUAAAGCAUACGGUUUUGUUUCUUAUCUGUACUGAAAUGAUAUUGAGGUGAUAGUGUCAAAAUCAAGCACGGAUCUGUUCAUUACAUAAAUAAUACCACACUUUUAUCGUCGUUUAGAAUACGGAAGCUUUUAAAAUGGCGAGUGAAGAGGAAGACAGUAAAUACGUGAAUCGCUUGGGGGAAUCGAGUAGAAGGAUCUGCCAUGAUGAACUACAUGAAAGAAAUGAUGCAGAUACGAUGAUUGCUGUACAAACCUUGCGGAAGUGGGUAUACGAGCACAAGAGGCUUAGAACACCGACAGACUAUCGAUUUCUACUCAGUUUCCUUCGCUUUCGCAAGUUUAGUCAACUUGAGGCCCGGAAAGCUUUGGAACAGUUCUGGACCGUGCGCUGUUCACAGCCAGAGUGGUUUAUGGGGGAGGACCCAACAGAUCAGCUUAUGCAGAAGAUCAUAAAAAUGCAAAUGAUGUGCUGUCCAAAACAACGAGACAAACACGGCCGUCGCGUCAUGUUCAUGAAGUUUGACAAAGUCGAUGUCGGAUUUAUAAAGACAACCGGGCUGCAUGCGUUGUAUAAAGCAAGUUCGCUCGUGUUGGACUGGUUGGUGUACGACGAACAUGUGCAAGUUGAAGGUCAUGUGAUGGUCAUCGACUUCCGGGGUUUAUCGUUCAAUUUGUUUAAAGCGAUGUUCAACAGAGAACUUGAGGAAAAGUACGAAGAAUACUUCAACCACGCCUUGCCAAACCGCAUGAAGUCAAUUGAUGUUGUGAACGAACCACAAUUCUUUGACCUGAUUUGGGCAAUGAUAGCUCCCGUCAUGCCACAGAAAAUGAAAGAUCGGUUUCACCUGCACGGCCAAAGUCUUGUGAAAAUAUACGAAGAGGUUGGAUACGAAUGUUUACCGGAAGAGUACUUACCGGAUGAAUAUGAUGGUCCAAAGGCUGGAACUUGUGAUGAAAUCGUUGAUUGGAUGAUAGAAGACAUGACGCAGCCGAAGUUUCUGGAGUACAUCCGUGACCUCUCCAGCGGCAAAUACGGGGUUGACAAGGUCAAAGAUAAUCCCACAGAAACAGAGGGAUCGUUCAGGAAAAUUGUGGAAUAGGAAAAGUUUGACAAUUGCAGUAAACCAUGUCAAGUACUUGUAAAUGUUGUAGUUUCGUAGCGUAUGUAACACAUAACUUGUCUGUUUUCUUAUUUACCAUGGCUAGUUAGUAAUUUUGCGGAUAUGAAUAUAUGAAUAUAUAUAUAUAUA